Messenger RNA from Thelazia callipaeda (thelaziosis nematode), 1194 nucleotides. The record is from the annotation of a GenBank genome assembly. Lineage: Eukaryota; Metazoa; Nematoda; Chromadorea; Rhabditida; Thelaziidae.
AUGGUUCUAUCCAUUCGCUUUCGUUUGACACCUAAAUAUCCUGAAAUUCAGGGUGAGCCGUGGUAUUUGGCAUUAUUCGCCAUGGCGCGAAAUGGAUCAAUUUUAGAAACAACAGAAAGUGACGAAUUGACAACAUUUUACCAAUACGUUACUCAAAAAAUGCCUAUAGAAGUGGAAGGAUCUAGCACUCACUGGGAUGACUUAUGUGACCCCUUCUGUGAUUUGAAUUCUCAACUUUGGAAUCUUCUGAAUUAUCAGUCUUUUUUUAAAAUCCAUUAUCCAUUAUCGACUGCUGGACCGUACAAAGUAAAUAUUGGAAAGCAUUUGUUUAAUCGUACUAUCAACGAGAAAGGCGUUGUAAUUAGUGUUGGUACGGUGGCAAUGUAUUUUACGACAUUUGUUACAAGUAAAAUCAAGCAAAAGCAGUUAAAUGUAUUUGAAGAACAAGUCUUAAGUGAAGUGCGUAAUCACAACUCUAAAUCCAAUAGUUCCCUUGAAUUGGUACUUUACGGUGCACAUACUGUAGGUGGUGAAGUCCGCAGAGGAGUCUAUUUGGUGUAUCCUUACUAUUUAGCAGGAGCUGCUCUUCUGAUUCUUUUCGUCACAGUGAAUUUCAUCGCUAUUAAUUUAUGCUUUUCUCAGCCUUGGCAAUAUUCACAGUUAUUUUUACCACUUGCUGCUAUCAGUUCAGCAAUACUUUCUUCGAUGACAGCGAUUGGCUUCAUCUUACUGCUUGGAUACCAUAUUAACAUUCUGAUACUCGUAUCACCCUUCUUAACAUUAGCUAUAAGUAUAAGUGUUAAUGAUGCAUACCUACUGACGAAUGCAUGGCUAAGGCAAUCAUCAUUACCGACUCCUCAUGUUUUGACCCCAGCUGAAAGGUUACAAAUGGCUUUAGAGCAAGUAGGAGUAUCCAUGACAGUUACAUCGCUUACAAAUUUUGUGGGAUUCUGUCUUGGAUGCCUCGCUCCAGCACCUGAAAUACAACUCUUUUGUGGUACUCUUGCGCUAUCAGUGUUGCUGGACUUGAUAUUUCAGCUUUUUUUCUAUGCUCCAAUUCACACAAUCUUUGCGUCCGAUGGAUUAAUCAGCGUUUAUAAACAAAUUAAAACAAAUGGUUCGAAAAUACUUCCAAAAUUGAAGCAAACAGCUACAUCCUUCUGCAAAUGUAAUCUUUUUUUUAAAAGACCUUAA